Rhinopithecus roxellana (golden snub-nosed monkey) is the source of this 10539-nucleotide messenger RNA. It is a transcript of the gene STOX2, whose product is annotated as storkhead box 2. Gene Ontology annotation, molecular function: RNA polymerase II transcription regulatory region sequence-specific DNA binding; DNA-binding transcription activator activity, RNA polymerase II-specific. Lineage: Eukaryota; Metazoa; Chordata; Mammalia; Primates; Cercopithecidae. Gene Ontology annotation, biological process: positive regulation of transcription by RNA polymerase II. The record is from RefSeq and is a predicted model, not a curated record. Gene Ontology annotation, cellular component: cytoplasm; nucleus. Bases 1440 to 4217 code for a protein of 925 amino acids. The transcript has 4 exons.
GCAGUGUAGCCGGCUGGCGGUGACUUACACCGGGACUCCAGAGGGAGAAAGGAAGCGCUGCAGGCCACUUGCAUUGCGUCUUCCAGGCUGCGUGGACCUGGCGCCCCGGCGUGUGCGGUUGUGGGGGAGCUCGCCGUGGCGCCCCCUCCCUCUGGCUUUAGCGUCCUUUGGGGUUGGCGCAGGUGGGCCAGGCAGGACACCGCAGAUCUCCAACUUCCCACGAAGGCUGGCUCGCUGUCUCUCUCAGAGGGGGAGGGACCAUCCUAAAAAUAUGUAAAUAUCCAAGCGCUGGCUCCAGCCUGGGGCAGCAGCCAAGGUCCCUGCGCCGCCGCCGGGUGUUUUACAUGAAAAUGAGAAGCCUGAUGGGAACCACGCUCUAACUUAAGGCAGCCUGGUGAUUAGCAUGAGACUGGGCGGCUGUCCUGCUUCCUGCCCUUCAAUAGCCGUUCCGCGCGCUCGCGCCCGAGCAGCGCUGCCACCGCGCGGGGGUCGAUCGCAGGCUCGGCGUCCUUGGCAGCCAUGGCUCCGUCGCCGCCUCGGCCAGUAAGUAGGAGCAUGCAUGUGUAGGGGGCACAUGCGUGUCGGCGCACCCACCCAGCCACCCACCCGCGCGCACGCACGCACAGCGCCCGGAACCUCGGCAAGGGGAAGAUUGACGAGGCGCUGCAGUCGCGGGGACGACGCGGGCUCUUCCUGGAUUCCGCAGGAGCCCGCCCGCCGCAGCUGCUGUCUGCAGAGCCUGCUCGGAUCCUGUGCACACGCGCCCCUCGCUCGAGCCUCUGUGAUGAAGACUGCCUCCCGGGGACUGCAGCGGAGGCAGAGCCAGCCAGCGCCAGGGACUGCGGGCUGUGCGGCUGUUAGGCCCGCGGGGACACGACUCGGACACUGUCAUCCCCACGCCUCGCGCUGAGCCGCCCGGCGCGGAGGGUCUGCCGCCGCCCCUCCGGCCUCCCGCACGCCCGAUCCCGGGUCAGCCUCGGAGGCCUCGGCUGCCUCAUUUGUUUGGGUCUUUUGUGCGGUGGCUCCGGGUUGGCCAAGCACUCCUGCGCUGAAUCGGGCCAUUGUCUGCGCUCCCAUUGCCUUCACGCUGCAAGUCUCGGCGCCCCCACCCCGCCUGCCCCCUCCCCGCCUCCUCCGGGCCGGGGAGCCUCCUAACGUGCCUUUCCCCCCAGGAAUCUGGAAGCUAUAAGCCGGGCGGAUUGCAAAUGAAGUGUAAUGCAUUGUGGGACGUGUGUAAAAUCGGAGCCUUCGCCGUGGGGGUGUGGGGGGGCGUGGGGAGGGCCGGACCCGCCGCUGGCGGUGUAGACGCCGACGAGGAGGGGCUGGGAAAAUGUGCGCAGAGUCCGCCCGGGUCGUGCCCGCCGUAGACGGAUGAAGGAGCGCGCUGCGCCCCGGCGCUGAGGCCCCGAGGAUCGGGGCGGCAGGUCGCCCUCCCCACCAUGAAGAAGACCCGGAGCACAACCUUGCGGCGAGCCUGGCCUAGCUCGGAUUUCUCGGACCGGGCCUCGGACCGCAUGAGGUCCCGCAGCGAGAAGGACUACCGCCUGCACAAGCGCUUCCCCGCGGCCUUCGCGCCCCAGGCUUCGCGGGGCUACAUGACAUCAGGUGAUGUAUCACCAAUCAGUAUGUCUCCCAUCAGUCAGUCUCAGUUUAUUCCACUCGGGGAAAUCCUCUGCUUGGCCAUCUCAGCAAUGAACUCGGCAAGAAAACCUGUCACGCAAGAAGCACUGAUGGAACACCUGACCACGUGUUUCCCAGGUGUUCCAACCCCAAGCCAAGAAAUUCUGCGGCACACGCUGAACACGCUGGUGCGGGAGAGGAAAAUCUACCCAACUCCAGAUGGCUACUUCAUCGUGACCCCGCAGACUUAUUUCAUAACUCCUUCCCUCAUAAGAACUAACAGUAAAUGGUACCAUUUGGACGAGAGGAUACCUGACCGGUCUCAGUGCACCUCUCCGCAACCCGGGACCAUCACGCCCUCUGCCUCAGGCUGUGUCAGGGAAAGGACAUUGCCCCGAAACCACUGCGACUCUUGCCACUGCUGCAGAGAAGACGUGCACAGCACGCAUGCACCCACCCUGCAGAGGAAGUCUGCCAAGGACUGCAAAGACCCUUACUGCCCCCCUUCUCUGUGCCAGGUGCCACCCACUGAAAAGAGCAAAAGUACUGUAAAUUUUUCCUAUAAGACAGAAACUCUCUCAAAACCUAAAGAUAGUGAAAAGCAGUCAAAAAAAUUCGGGCUCAAGUUAUUCCGGCUAAGUUUUAAAAAAGACAAGAGCAAACAGCUGGCCAAUUUUUCUGCCCAGUUUCCUCCUGAAGAGUGGCCCCUGCGAGACGAGGACACGCCAGCUACGAUCCCCCGGGAGGUAGAGAUGGAAAUCAUUAGGCGCAUUAACCCAGACCUGACCGUGGAAAAUGUCAUGCGGCACACGGCGCUCAUGAAGAAACUGGAAGAGGAAAAAGCCCAGAGGAGUAAAGCCGGGUCCUCUGCCCAUCACAGCGGAAGGAGUAAAAAGAGUAGGACUCAUCGGAAGUCCCAUGGAAAGUCGCGGUCUCACAGCAAGACACGAGUGUCUAAAGGAGACCCCUCCGACGGUUCACAUCUGGAUAUCCCAGGUGAAAGAGAGUAUGACUUCUGUGAUCCUCUUUCCAGGGUGCCCAGGGAGGGCUGCUUCAUCAUUGAACACAAAGGAGAUAACUUUAUCAUGCACAGCAACACCAACGUGCUGGAGUCCCACUUCCCCAUGACACCAGAAUGGGAUGUGUCUGGUGAAUUGGCCAAAAGGAGAACUGAGAUGCCUUUUCCUGAACCUUCUAGGGGAAGCUCCCACUCAAAAGUGCACCGAAGCCACAGCCAUACCCAGGACCGGAGGUCCAGGAAUGAGAGAUCCAACAAAGCCAAGGAGAGAUCCAGGUCCAUGGAUAACUCCAAAGGCCCUCUGGGUGCUUCUUCUCUAGGGACGCCAGAAGACCUGGCUGAAGGCUGCAGCCAAGACGACCAGACCCCCAGUCAAUCCUACAUUGACGACAGUACUUUAAGGCCUGCACAGACUGUUGGUCACCAAAGGGCUCACAUUUCGUCCACAAGCUAUAAAGAGGUGUGUAUUCCAGAGAUAGUCAGUGGGAGCAAGGAACCAUCCAGCGCUUGUAGCCUUUUGGAGCCAGGCAAACCACCUGAGAGUUUGCCGUCCUAUGGCGAACUCAACUCUUGUCCAACAAAAACAGCCACAGAUGACUAUUUCCAGUGCAACACCUCUAGUGAGACAGUGCUCACGGCACCAUCACCUCUGGGAAAGAACAAGGAGGACCAUGACACUCUGACUUUGGUAGAAGGGGUGAAAAAGCUCUCCUCAUCUGAUAGGCAGGUCCCCCACUCCUCCAGGGAGCCUGUAGGACACAAGGAGGAGUCACCAAAAGGGCCAGGUGGGGGCCCCGCUGCUUCGGGAGGAGUGGCUGAAGGGAUCGCCAACGGACGCCUCGUCCAGCACCAUGGUGCCGAGCCCAGCAGCUUGGACAAGAGGAAAGAGAUAUUUAGCAAAGACACCCUGUUCAAACCUCUUCACAGCACCUUGUCUGUAAACAGCUAUCACAAAUCCAGCCUGUCCCUCCUCAAAUCUCACCCGAAGACACCUACUGACACAUUGCCAGGCCGAUGUGAGAAACUGGAACCGUCCUUGGGGACCUCGGUGGCGCAAGCCACGCCUGCUUCCCAACGUCAGCAGGAGUCAGGAGGGAACCAGGAAACCUCUUUUGACUAUUACAACGUCUCUGAUGAUGACUCUGAGGAAGGGGCAAACAAGAACACGGAGGAGGAGAAAAAUAGAGAGGACGUAGGCACCAUGCAGUGGCUCCUCGAGAGGGAGAAGGAAAGAGACUUGCAGAGGAAAUUUGAAAAGAACCUCACCCUUCUCGCCCCGAAAGAAACCGACAGCAGCAGCAACCAGAGAGCCACCCAUUCAGCCCGGCUCGACAGCAUGGACAGCAGCAGCAUCACAGUGGACAGUGGAUUCAACUCCCCACGUACUCGGGAGAGCCUGGCUUCCAACACAUCAAGCAUUGUUGAAAGUAACCGUCGUCAGAACCCUGCUUUGAGCCCGGCCCAUGGUGGAGCUGGUCCAGCCUUCAACUUCCGAGCGAGCACGGACCCGCCGACAAAUGAAGCUGAGAAGCUGCAGAAACCUUCCAACUGCUUGCAAGCUUCUGUUACUAGUGUGUGAUAGUCCUUCUGCCUCAGAUCUUCUGUCUCAUUCGAUACAGCAAAGUUUACGACACUGGGACUGAUGUUUACAUCUUUGGAAAGACAAGCAUCUCAACCACAGUUUUUGUGUUUACUUAAACUGUGCUGCUAAGUAGGGCUAGGGCAAAAAAACACAAAAAAUCUUUAUUUCAGAGUAUUGCUUUUCACAUGUAUGGCUCUGUAGCAACUGAAUAACAGUAGGGGUGAUGUGUAUACUUUUGCUUCACUAAUUGUAUCUGAGCACACAUAGGAAAGUCUAGACACUGUAAGUGUAAUAUGCAUUUUCAAUGUCAUGCAGUUGCCAAUUCCAUUUUAAAAUGCCACAGAUGCGUGUUGCUCCCAGUCUGUGGUUAAACGAUGCCACAGAACUGAUCCUUGACACUUCCAAAAACAAACAAAAAAAAACAAAAAACAAACAAAAAAACAAAAAAACGAAGCCACCACGAAAUGUCAAAUGCAAGGGUCCACCUUGAGGGAAAUAGAUGCCAAACUAACUAGAAGGGACCCUGGCCCUUUGUGUGUGAAUUGUUUAUGCACCAUUCCUUUUUCACUGUGAGUUUUUGUGACACUAUUUUGCAGGAGCCCAUGGAAGUGUGUGAGAAGGGGUCGCAAUGGAAAUCGCUGGGAGUGAAUGUUUUCAGGAUUUUGUUUUCAAGUGUAACAGAUGCUUGUCUGAUUUUUUAACCUUCCAUGAUCACAAACAGGAAUAUAGGCCUUUGAAUCUGAAGUGGACAAAGGAAAGGAGUUUCCAAUCUGGCUGGGGCACAGCACUAGGUGAUGGGAGAGGUGAUGUGGACUUGUAAAAGGUAUUACUCAAAUAUCGAAGGAAGAGAAUUUCCUCCUUGUGAUACUUAGGAUGACCCUAUCUUACCCAAAUAGAUACAAUAAUUAGUUUGUUUAAAAGCAAAAUGUUCUUUGUGAUACAAAUGAAGAGUAUGGCCUGAGGAUGUUAUUCUUUCUAAUGGAAGGACAUAAAUCUAUUUUAUGUAGUUUUAGAUAGAAUGCCUAAAUUAGGCUGUGGGAGAUAAUUUUUAGUGGUUAUAGGAAAGAGCAAAUUUAGGGAGAGUUGAACUUCAGGCCUUUUAUUCCUGGGAAGAUAUCUAUAGAGAAAACUUUUAAAAUAAUUUUUGAUUAGAAAUAUACAUGUGCCCAUGUAAUAAACAACAGAAUGUGCUCAUUCUGCUAGUGUGGUAUAAUCCUAAUUUGUACUCCCCUAAAAUUUAUCAGAAGAACAAUUAUGCAUACAUGAACUAUGCCAGAGUAAUGUUUACAGAUACUUUGUAACCAAUUUCAGGAGGCGUUUUUAGGUGGAUGUGUAGUUAAUUAGCCCAACUUAUUUCAAAAUGGUUUGUUAACAUUUUGCUUUGGUUUCCAAUGUCAUGUUGAACACAAAGAAGACCCAGCAGCAAAGGGAUGACCAAUAAUUUCAUCUUAUGGCAAAGAGACAUUCCAACGUUCCCAUGUUUUAUUUUCUGAGAACAGUGGAACAGAUCUGUAGUAAUGGAAUAUUAUUUGCAAAAGGGUUACAUAGGACACAAGUAAGUGUCCUGACAUAAAGUUUUGUUUAGUUCAGUGGCAUGUGCUGCUGGGAGCCAUACACCAUAAAAUAUAUAUAUAUCCCAAAAUAAAUCUAGAAUAUUUUCACCUCCGAUUUCAGUAACUGGCAUAUGAUUUGUGAGACACAUCUGUUUUUGUAUUAGGUUUAAUCACUAGCAAUCUGUUUAAAGAAUCCAGUCCUAUACACGGUUGGACUCAUUCUUGAAACCUUUACAUGCUCCCUCAUAGUUUUUCAGUUAUUUGGAAGUUGCAUUGGGUCAAACUGAACUCCUUGAGUUUGGUAUAAAUUCCUUUUUUGUACUUACUAUAGUGAAACUUCAGCACGUUUCUUAGUAAACUCCCAUACCAUUGAAAUGCUUAAGCCAGUUGGCUUUCAGUCUCAUGCCUUAUUUCCUCCAAGGCAUGCCUCGACGCAUUGUUUGUCUUAUUGCUUAAAUAUGUCCAGAAGGAAUGAUCAUGUAUCUAAUAGACUACAUAGUCGGUUCCCUGCUUAAAUAUGUCCGGAAGGAAUGAUCGUGUAUCUAAUAGACUACAUAGUCGGUUCCCUUGGGGAGUUACAUAUCAUACGGUUACUAAAUUUUUGUCUAAAUUCAUUUUUUCCAAAAAGCUGCUCUCAAAUUUUUCUUCUACUCUCAGUUCAUAAAUAAUAUAACCAUGGACACAACACAUCAGCCUCUAGCUGGUCCUCUGAAAGUAGCCUUGGAAAUAAUCGAAUGCUGUGUGAACAGGAAAGGAAAGCAUUCCCUUUAAGAGAAGCUUUAAAAUAGGAAUUAUUGAUAUUUCACGAGAUAUAGGUUUACAGAAGACAUUAUUCAAAUAAAUAUGUACACUAUUUGCCUGAUGCUAUGGGGUACAUAGUUUUUUAAAAACUCCCUUAGACCAGCAGCCAUUCGUGUAGAAAGGAUGGACUUUAAAGGUGAUACCAUGUAAGCAGAUGUUGCAUAUAAAAAUAUUCCUGCCUGAAUCUGGUUGAGAUUCUUGAACAGGGGAGGAGUGGCUGCUGGCAGCACAUUACAAAUGUCAUCCAAGGUCACGGUGAGGCUCUCGGUCCCGGAACAGUGGGGUCCUCGCCAGGCGUUGCCAGUAUCCUUUUCCUCCUGUGAAAUCAUAGCUUUGUGUUACACGACUGCUUAUCCAGCCUUAGGGUUUAGCAACUGAAAGGUUUACAAAACCGAAUCUGGUUGAAUCUCUGUGAAAGGGUCAACACAUCUGUCGGCAUUUUGCACACUUAUGUAUUAUUAUGAUACAACAUAUUACUUUAUGGUAAUUUUUAUUUUUACAUAUAACUACCUCCAUAAAUUUGAUGAAAUGGCAGCCGUGUGUUAAAGUGUAUCGUUCAGAAGCGCAAAGUUGAACACUUCCUUCAACAUUAGGGCAUGGCGUGCUGUGUGUGUCAGUGAUUGCCUCUGUGGACUCAUGACUUUCCAUCGCCAUGGCUUUCUCGUACGCCCUUGUUUGGCUUUCAGAUGUAAUCCUGUCUUCUCCUCUCUUCCCCACAAAAGCGCACUCGAUUCUGUUAGGAAUGAAGGGAAGUUUAAAAAUUCUUGUGCCCACCCCCGCCCCCCACCCAUUCCUGUUAAAAGUUCUCUGGCGAAGAGCCAAUGGGUGAACGUAAUUGAGAGAGCUAUUUACUCCUUUGGAAAUCUGAUUUGAAGUCUAAGUUUUCAGUAACAGAAGACACACAAGCAAUGUGGACUGCCAAGCUUGAAGCACUUUGGGCUCUGCCUUCACUCGCAUGCUACCAUGUUGAGCCCAAACUCCACUUUAAUUAAAAGAGCUGUGCUGUGAAUUCCACAACUUCUGUUAAAUAAUUUGUAUUCCAUUAUAUAUAUUUUGCACAUCUCAGGGGACCAUAAUAAACAUAUGAACGGGGGGGGGGUGCCAUCAAAUAGAGAAAACAAGUAGAAGAGGUGAAUGGAGACUAGCUGGAUAAAAAUAACAAAUUACUGCUUCUCUGAUGUUGUGAAGGUAGGGUUCAGGAAGCGUCAAUUCACAGUUAAUCUGGAAUAACAGUGAUCUGAACACCAGCUGUUGCCAGGUCCCUCUUUUUGAUAGCCCAACCAGCAUUUCUAAAAUGUAAAUUUAAAUUGCAUUGCAGUCACCAUGGGGAGAAGAAACCUGUUCAGUGGAAGCAGAAGCAUUGUUCCUUUUUUAGGUUGGCGCAGCUUUGCAAAAUUCUACCCAGGAUAAACCACUUAUCACCACCAAGUGUACUUGAAAAUAAAGUUUUUAACUUCAAUUACAAGCAUAUUGCUCACAAUACAAUAGUGAUCAUUUUUUGAAAGUCUCGCCAUUUAUAACAUGGGCAGUAUUUGGAGCUUGAUUUAAAAACCAACAACAUAAUGACUUUGCACGAUUCACUUUGGGAUCUCAAAGUGCUUCCAAAGCAUUCAGAUUCACAAACAAUUCACAAGACAGGUCAUCUUUGUAAUACCCAUACUUGAAAUGAAUAAAACAAAAGGAGUGACUUAAGAUUCCCCAGAAACACAGUGGCAGCUAUCAAUGAUCUGUUUUCUAUCUGUUUGAUAGACCAUCAUGAGAAAUCACUAAAUACAAUGCUAUUUUUCUGAUGUGUGCUAAUAAAGUCAAAGAAAACAAAUACAACUUGACACUUUUGUCCAUUUUCAUUCAAAAAAAAAAAAGUUCAGGGUGUCUGGAAUUUUACACCUCAGCACACCUUACUGGUAUCGAUGGAUGAAGCUGGUGAUUGACAGAUCCACCCAAAUGCCAUUGCAGUCAGAAGCAGAUCUGGACACACACCCUUGUUUACAGUUUCAUACUGGGUUUCUAUAGUUCCCGUGCUAAAUCAUUCAGGAACACGACUGCUCCUGGCAGUGGAAGGUGCUGAAACAGAAAUUUUAAUUAAAAACUUUAUCAAGUACUCUUCACAGUGCUCCUUGGCACCGUAGAAAUUCAGUACAGUCUAUCGAGCCCUACUUUGGAGGAGCUGGAUUUCUGAGGGAGCUGAUCCAGUUCUAAGUGUUUUCUCAAAUUAGGAGAUAGAUGAUCUUUGACAGGGAUCUCCUCCAUCACCACAGGCCAGUCACAACUAGCCACGUGCUGCCAGACCUCAGUGGCCCAAGCAGGAGCGAUCUCUUCUUUCCCCGGUCUCCCCCAGGACCGCCCUGCCCAUUGUCAACAUCAUCCAGGGCUCCUCCGGUAGUGAUUGACUUUUCUACACAUGUUCAGGGCUUGGGGGAGCUAGAACACAGGAAACAUGAAUGCAAAAGGCACGGAAAACACUGUUUUGCUUUGGGUUAGUAAAAUCUGGGCAGGAAAGAGAUUACUAUCAGUCUGAGCUUUGCCAAGUGAGAUAAAAGAAUCAGCUGUCGCCCCAUUCCUCUCCCAGAAGGUCUUAUGGUAUUAAGGAUCCAUCCAAUAUUCUCCCACAGAUUUUUAUUCAGGAGAUGUUUCAUAAAUUACAUAUAUGAAAACAUUCAUUAUUACAUUUCAUUGUGUGUUUCACACAGACAUUGGCACCUUCUUAUUGGGUUAAUACUCUGCAUCUUUUGCUGCAGCAGCCCACAAGGAGAUUCCCAGUGAUGGCUCCCCUCACACACAAUCCUGUGAUUUUACAGUUCUAUGACUUACAGUUGAUUCACAAGAUUCAGAAUUCUACAAGACUCAAGGGGCACUAAACUUUCUUAUGAUUGUACAUGAUCGGUUAUAGGGCUGUAAUCAUUAAUUGUUGGCUUCAAAUGUGGACACACACGCACACACACACACACACACCAUGCCAAGAAGGAAAGGGGGUGUUUCAAGUCAGGCAGCGAUGAUUCUGGAAGGCUGGAAAUGUAAGGUUAGAAGCUUGACUGGUCCGUGCACAGUUGCCUGCCUCCCUGUCCCAAGGCUGAUCUUAGUGAACCUGUUCCCUUGCUCCCACCAAGAAGAGGUACCAAAUGUGAGACCUGAGAUCUCCAAUAUCUGUCCUCUGAAGUUGCAGGAAACUAAUCAUGGAGUACACACGCAGCAGCUCCUCCGCAUCCUUUCCUCCGAGGUCCUCCUUUCCAUUCUCCCACCUAGAUACUGACACGCCAUCACGGUUUCCACAUUGGAAGGGCAGAACACUGUGCAGUAUCGCGCACACUCGCUGGGUUAGGAAUAGAACUGCCCUAGGGUCACCUUCAUGCAAGUAUUGACAGCUACAAAUUAAAGUCCUUAGAGCAGUUGACACAGAUACUACGUUCUAGAAGAGAAUUAAAUUUAAACGUCAAGUUUAAAGGGAUCAUAAUUCUGCAGGUAUCUUUCUCUGAGUGACUGAAUGUGACUAUUGCAUUAGGGUAAAUGAAUUAAGACGUGCAAGUGGGAUUUACUGUAUGUUAGAAAGGAGUUUUGCAGCCAAGACUGCCUUGAAUAAAAUGUGUUUGCACUGAAAAAAAAUUUUAAAUUACUUGGUCUCUGGUUGCUGUAAAGGUCAUCCAAGAUGGAUGUUCUGUUUAUAUUGUAUAGUAUUUCAUAUGAAAUAAUUACAGUUCAUGAAAUGUCUUCCCUAAUGUUACUGAUUUAUAACAGCACAUUUGUAACAUGGUUUUUAUCGUGUCCGUGUACCAUACUGUAAAUGAUGAUUACUUGUCAUGCUUAGUAUAAUAACUUAAAAGAAAAAAAAGGACAGGGAUUUUUGUAAGUCUAUAUUUGAAAGUCCCUCCCUAUGGUGAUACUGUGUUCAUGUUGUUUAUGUAGUGUUGUGUGAAAUAUCCAUUUUGGAUUGUGUUACUUUUUAAGAUAUUAAAUAACAUUUGGUUAUA